This is a messenger RNA of Diabrotica virgifera virgifera (western corn rootworm), 601 nucleotides long. RefSeq lists its product as uncharacterized. Lineage: Eukaryota; Metazoa; Arthropoda; Insecta; Coleoptera; Chrysomelidae. The transcript has 2 exons. The record is from RefSeq and is a predicted model, not a curated record. The coding region runs from base 72 to 485 and encodes 137 amino acids.
UAUUUGUGAGACCGGCCUCAUUUUGUAAAAGUCCGAGCGACAGCUUUAUUGAAAGGAUUUUUGUUUGUGAGAUGGCGAACGGUACAAUGCUGUUGGUGGGAUUCUUCGUGGUGGCCUCAAGACUGCUGAUGAUCGGUGUUGCUGGUGCGCCGGCGCCCUUCUUUUGGUACGGAGAUCAAUACUACGAUGAUUCUUCCUCAUCCGAAGAAGAUGACAACGUCAAAUACGUGUAUGUUUAUGUCAACGUAACUUCUCCAGGAAGUAAUCUUUGUCAAGGAUGCUCACCAACGUCGAUGCCAGUUAAUAUUCCUUUAAUGGUUCAAGUAACUCCGACGGUGACUCCUGCAGGUGGUAAUGCUAAUGGUGCUACUCCUGCAGGUGGUAACGCUAAUGGUGUUCCUCCUGCAGGUGGUAACGCUAAUGGUGUUACUCCUGGUAAUGCAGGUGAUACUCCUGCUCCCCCUAUGGAUUCUUCUAUGGGAUAAAUUUGAAUUUCAUGUGUACUAUAAUAAUUUUGAUUAUGUUUGGAAUGAAUAUUUUAUAAUUUUAUAUUGUAUUGUUUUUAUAUAGAUUAUGUUAUUAAAACAAUUUUCAGUUUUAA